Cyclocybe aegerita is the source of this 1410-nucleotide messenger RNA. The record is from the annotation of a GenBank genome assembly. Lineage: Eukaryota; Fungi; Basidiomycota; Agaricomycetes; Agaricales; Hemipholiotaceae.
AUGUACCUAGCAAAGAGAAUCCGGCUGAUGGACCCUCUCGCGGCGAAUACGGCCCACCCACCCACCUUCUUGCCGCCUUCGAAAUCCCAGUCAACCUCAGGCCAUACGUCACAGACUACGACACACCUCUUUGCUCAACUGAGCUCCGUCUUAUACGGGAAGGAAGAGCACCAAUGGCAGCCCCAAGACUUGAUGCAGCGUCAAGGCGCCAGCAGUGUAGAACCGCAGACGAAGGCCAGGCACAACAUGAGGAAGAAUUCACUGCCCAAGCGGAAGCAGAGCGAUAAGCGCAACCGCUUUGUGCCAGCAAAUCGCAGCAUCCAAGAGGUGGACACAGUGCACCCCACCUGCCCACCAGCACCAUACCAAGAAGCACUUACUCCACAUUUCUCACUGCAACGUCCCCAUGUGCUCGCACAAGAACGGUUGACGUGUUGGAAGCCAACCACCCCACGAAAUGUCCUUGGCCAUCCCACCAACCUAACCGAAGCCAACCUCCGCAGAAUCCUGGAGGUAAUGGAGGGUGCAUGGGCGGAAGGCACGCGAGAGGGCUAUGGGUCAGGCCUGCUAGUAUACCAUGUAUUCUGCGAUCAGAAAGGGAUCAGCGAAGAGCAAUGGGCGCCUGCGUCUCCCAUCCUCAUUGCCUCGUUCAUUGCUACUAUCACAGGCGCAUACACGGGAGGCACCAUUUCCAACUAUGUCUUUGGAGUGAGAGCCUGGCACCUUCUUCAUGGGGUCUCAUGGCGGAUGAAUUCUAGUGAGCUCGAGACACUCUUGAAGGCAGCUGCGAAGGCAGCCCCAGCCUCAACAAAACGGAAGAAGAGGCUACCGUACACAAAAGAGUUCAUGCUGGCUAUUCGCGACAAGCUGGACCUUGAAACGCCGCUGGAUGCCGCCGUCUAUGCAUGCCUCACAACGACCUUCUGGUCAGCCGCAAGACUCGGAGAGUUCACAGUUAAAAACCUCACAGACUUCAAAGCUACGCACCACGUCAAACCAUCAGACGUAAUAACCACCACGGAUGCCAACGGUUUGACGACGACAGCCUUUCACAUCCCAGUUACAAAAACGGAGCCAAUCGAAGGCGAGGAUGUGUCCUGGUCCAAACAGAAUGGGGAUACUGACCCAGCAGCUGCCCUCGACAAACAUCUCUCAACGCUAGCCAAGGCCGCUCAAGCUGCAGGUCUGGACCCGCUGCAAGGUCAUGGCAUUCGCAUCGGCUCAACCCUCGAGUACCUCCUACGAGGUAUACCUUUUGAGGUAAUGAAAGUCAAGGGCCGCUGGGCCAGUGACGCUUUCCUCACCUAUCUGAGGAAGCACACACAAAUCCUUGCCCCAUACAUGCAAGCCAAUCCUCUCCACCACAACGAAUUCAUCAGGCUGACCAUGCCACCCAUCCGCCGCGGCUAA